AUGGCUACGACUCAGCCCUCCGGAGAGUACAUUCAAAAAUAUGCACUCCAUUUGGCCGCCGUAUCUUAUGGCAGCAACAUCAUUGCCGCCGCAGACAUAGGGAUGCAACUCUUCAUGUGCAUCCAUGGCCUCUCCUCUUUCCUGACAACGCCCGUCGAGCGGCGGAAGAAACGACUGCCGUAUAUUAUAUUAAGCUUUUCUAUCUUGAUUUUGUCUACAAUCCCUGCCUGCCUCGACCUCGCACAAGAUUUUCGAGUUAGCUAUUACUCGAGUCCUCACACGGAGUAUCUAGCCGAAAAGCGGAAAGCAUUGUCGAGCGGGCAGACGGCAGCGUCUCGAUGCCUGCUCCUCGCUUACGUCGCUCUGGGGGACGGGCUUUUGCUAUAUCGAUGCUAUAUCCUAUGGCAACACAUCGCCAAGUGGGUAGUCACCCUACCCAUUCUCGUCUAUCUAGGCUUCAUAGGUGUUUCGCUCACUACUCUCGUGCACGUCCUGACAAACGACCUGCUGCACUCCGAAAAUGAAGUGACAAAGACUCAACAACUCCAAAUCGCAUACAUCUUCCUGUCCGUCACGCUCAACGUCAUCGCCACUUCACUUAUUUCGUACAAAAUUCUGGUUGCGAAGCGGUCCUUCUCGAAAGCACUCCCCUCGCGAAACAUGCGGGUUUAUAGUGCUGUGGCUAGGCUCGUAAUCGAGUCUGCACUCCCGUUGACACUUUCCGGGUUACUCUGCGCGAUAUUCACUGCGAUCAAUUGGGCACAUUAUCAGUCACCCUUGGGACGGCCUAGUCUUACCAUCAUGGCCACUGCAGAUACCUUCGGGUCUCUCUACUAUACCUUCGCGGCUCUAUCCCCGCAGAUGAUCAUUUUCCGAGUUACAACUGGGAGAUCCCAUGCUGACAAUGGGGACUUUCAGUCGUCACUCGACCGUAGCUCGACCUCGAGUCGUGUGGAAGGGGGAGGAGAGACCAACUACAAUGUUUAA
This is a messenger RNA of Coprinopsis cinerea okayama7#130, 987 nucleotides long. RefSeq lists its product as hypothetical. The record is from RefSeq and is a predicted model, not a curated record. Bases 1 to 987 code for a protein of 328 amino acids. NCBI's taxonomy places the organism in Eukaryota, Fungi, Basidiomycota, Agaricomycetes, Agaricales, Psathyrellaceae. The transcript is spliced from 6 exons.